CGCCCCACGCGGGGGUCGCAUGUGACGUUACUUCCGGGCGACGGCGCGGCCGCAGCGGCGCGGGAGCGGAGGGAGCCGCCGCCCAGCUCGUUCCCCUCGGGUUUUGCCUCCUUCUUCCGACAGCGAGGCUCCGCCAUCCGUCAUGGAUUAUCUCUCCAAACCUGGGCUCCUCAGCGUCAUCGCGGGUGUUGCCUGCGGCGUGUGCCUGGGCUGGGGCAUGCGCAGCAGGUUUGUGAGGCAGCCCAAAGCCAACAGCCUGGGGAGCGAAGCCGACGUCAUGGGCGAGUCCGGGGAGUUCAAGAUGGUGCUGGUUGUCCGCAACGAUCUGAAGAUGGGGAAGGGUAAAGUGGCAGCACAGUGUUCCCACGCCGCUGUUUCUGCCUACAAGCAAGUUCAAAGGAGAAAUCCUGAGCUCCUGAAGCAGUGGGAGUACUGCGGGCAGCCUAAAGUGGUCCUGAAGGCUCCCGAUGAAGAGACUCUGAUCCAGCUCCUGGCUGACGCCAAACAGCUGGGACUGACAGUGAGCUUGAUACAAGACGCGGGUCGUACCCAGAUAGCGCCCGGCUCCCGGACAGUCCUCGGCAUCGGACCAGGACCAGCUGAUGUGGUAGAUCAAGUUUCUGGUCACCUGAAACUCUACUAAACCAGGGACCAAGAAAUAUGAAUGCAUUGGUGCAUCCUAGCACUAAAGGGAUGAAACAACCCAAGUCCUAGGACUAUGUUCUCUCAGAAUAAAUAAAGAGACCUUUUUUUUGUAAAAGGUGUAGAUUUACCAGUUUAAUGCCAUUUCUCUGGCUUCUGUAUCACAUUUCAAAAUGGGAAAGAAAACAGUGGAGCUGAGGAAAGCAGAGGUGGCAGAAUUUCCCCACCCACAAGAGAAAGAACCCAGGACAUUUAAUAUGUGCAAUUGAUUGAUGAGUUUGCACUUUAGUCUGCUUUACUGGCUGAAGAGAAGCAUUUAAGUAAACUUGUUCUAUGUGUUAAAAGAGACAGGUUUCCCCUCUGCCUGCUGGAAAGGGUUUACUGAAGAAAGACAUUCUGUAAGUGAGAAAAGAUCAGUGCCGGGGCAGUUAAAAGUUGCCUCAUCCAGAUGGGCAGAGCCAUAGGCAACUUCCUGCACUGCCAGCUGAUGCAAUAGCGUGGUAUGAGACCAAACAGGCUU
Cuculus canorus (common cuckoo) is the source of this 1162-nucleotide messenger RNA. It is a transcript of the gene PTRH2, whose product is annotated as peptidyl-tRNA hydrolase 2. Gene Ontology annotation, cellular component: mitochondrion; cytosol. Gene Ontology annotation, molecular function: peptidyl-tRNA hydrolase activity. Gene Ontology annotation, biological process: positive regulation of anoikis; negative regulation of anoikis. Bases 143 to 643 code for a protein of 166 amino acids. The record is from RefSeq and is a predicted model, not a curated record. Lineage: Eukaryota; Metazoa; Chordata; Aves; Cuculiformes; Cuculidae. The transcript is spliced from 2 exons.